CGACAAAAGCCCUCAUGUUAGUUCAGAAACAGAAGAAGCCUAGCAUCACAACAACACCGCUGCUAACGUUAGCUCGUAGGGAAGCGAACUGUAUUUUUUUCUGCUAAUUUGGAACAUAUUAACAGGUACGCUGGAAUUUUCUGAUACCCACUCGGACAUGUCCUAUGUCUUCAUUAACGACUCAUCGCAGACCAACGUGCCUCUGCUGCAGGCAUGCAUCGAUGGAGACCUGCCUUUCGCCAAGAGGCUCCUGGAGACGGGAUGUGACCCCAACAUCCGAGACAACCGCGGUCGCACCGGCCUGCACCUAGCCGCCGCCCGGGGGAAUGUGGACAUUUGCCGCCUCCUGCACAAGUUCGGGGCCGAUCUGUUGGCGACUGAUUAUCAAGGAAAUACAGCUCUGCAUCUGUGUGGUCAUGUGGAUACGAUACAGUUCCUGGUUUCCAACGGGCUGAAGAUCGAUAUCUGUAACCACAACGGCUCGACCCCUUUGGUGCUGGCGAAGCGACGCGGCGUCAACAAGGACGCCAUUCGUCUGCUGGAAGGACUGGAGGAGCAGGAGGUGAAGGGCUUCAACAGAGGACCCCACUCCAAACUGGAGACCAUGCAGAUGGCCGAUAGUGAGAGUGCGAUGGAGAGCCACUCCUUACUCAACCCCAACCUGCAGAGCAGCGAGGGCGUCCUGUCCAGCUUCAGGACCACCUGGCAGGAGUUUGUGGAGGAUCUGGGCUUCUGGAGGGUGCUGCUGCUGCUGGUGGUCAUCGCCCUGCUCUCCCUGGGCAUCGCCUACUACGUCAGCGGGGUGCUGCCUUUCUCCACCAGCCAGCUGGAGCUGGUGCACUGAGGGAGGAGGAGGAGUGGUGAGGAAGAACGAGCAUGGGGUAGGAAGGUAGUAAAAGAAACAAGCGAAGUUCUGCUUUCAGCUGUUUACACCAGAACAGAAGAUUUUUGUUAAUUUGCAGCUCAGAGCUUUUUCUUGGUUAUCCAAACAGGGAAACAUCACAUUGUAUUGUUGUAAAAAGAGAAGAUCCAAAAGAACAAAACUCACUUUCUCCAUUAAAAACAUACAUAAAAAAGCUUGAGGUGAUUAACAGAAAAAGCCCAGGAGGCGCCUCAUAUGUUGCUCUUGUUUGAAUAUUGUGUAACAUAUCCCCUUUAAAUGAGUUUAGUUGAAGCUGCUUUUCAAAUAGCGUGAGUGAGAAAAUCUGAGGCUCUUGUUGUGUUUAACCAUUUGAAACCUGGAUCACUUUUCUUGUGCUGCUUCCAGUCACCUUACACAAGUAUUAAAACCUUUGAAC
Messenger RNA from Plectropomus leopardus (leopard coralgrouper), 1298 nucleotides. It is a transcript of the gene ankrd46b, whose product is annotated as ankyrin repeat domain 46b. Gene Ontology annotation, molecular function: protein binding. NCBI's taxonomy places the organism in Eukaryota, Metazoa, Chordata, Actinopteri, Perciformes, Serranidae. The record is from RefSeq and is a predicted model, not a curated record.